ACAAAAUGGCUGACAGACGCUUCAAAUAUUUACUUUUCUAUGAAAAAUAACUUUUCAUGUUUAAUUUUCAAAUCUCCAAAAAUAAAAAUAUAGACAAAUGAAAAAAUGAUAUUAAAUAUUUUCAUUGUGUUUAGAUUAAAUAAAUAGAGUGACUUAGAAAUUAGAAAUACGCGAGGAACGUAAUCAUCUUCUUAGUCUUCUAACAUCUUUUUUAAAGUAACGACUAGAUAGAGUCUACGACCUGUUAGUGUUACGUACGUCUGUACUACUCUGUCUGCAAAAUAGAAAAUCGUAGUAAAGGUACUGUGAAUAUGCACAUACACACAGUAGAUUAACAAUUAUAAAAGACCUAUAAUAGUGACAAUUGGAAUUAGAUCUAAAGAGAAGUUCAUUUCAAACAAUGGUACUAACAGACUUACCUUUUGAUAAAAGUAAACUUUUACAUUCACGAUAUAAUUUAAUAAGACGUCCAGAGAGUGCCCCUAACCCUUUCAUCUCCAAGGAAGAAGAAAGAAAUGAUGCUGAAGAAACUAAAGAAUAUGCUGCUUUUUUAAAAGCUCAAGAAAGAAAAGUUGGACCCAGUGGUUUUCUGGACUCCAAUCGAUAUAGUUAUACAUAUUCUCUUAAGAAGGAUAAACAUAAAACAACCCCUAGGUCAAAAUCUAGAUAUGGAACAACUCCUGAAAAUGUUGUCUUAUUUUCUUCUUACAUGCAAGACAAUGAAAAAGAUUAUCAAAAGAAAAUGCGAGUCAUUGAGGACCAUAUGUGGCAACACAAACAAGAAGAAAGAGAACUCAAAAGAAUAGAAGGAGAUAUCAUAAAAAAUCAACGUUUAGUGAGACACACUUUGAGAGAUUAUGAAAAUGCUGUAAAUAAAAAGAAGUUUUCAGAGGAAAAGAAACUGAAUCACUCUUUAGAGAGAUUCACUUUAAUGUCUAGAGAACAUUUGCAUAAAAAGGAAGAGGAAUCUAAAAAGCGUACUCUCUGUAAUAGAACAGAUAACCUUGCUCAGAAAGGUACCUCUAGAAGACAAUAUUUAAGACUAUCUGACCUUGAACGUCUCUAUAUUGCAAAAAGAACUGCUAUUGAAUUAAAAAGGUCAGAGGUAUUGAGAUUGAGUCAAGAUUUUGAGGCUAAGCUAAGGCAUAAAGAGCAAGAGCAACAUAGACUGAAGCAAGAAUUAGCAGACUUGGCCAUCACUCUGAACUUAGAAACCCAGAAAGCAAGAGUACAUAAAUUCGAGUUCAAAAAGGAAAAAGAAAAGGAGAAGACAGAUCAUAUACAAGAAGACCUUAGUGCACAAAACACUCUUGAAAAAAAUUUAAUGAAUAGCAACAAUGAUAUAAAAGCUUCAAUGAUGAGCAAGAAUCAACUAGAUAUGGAUUUGGCUGUAACUAAAUCACACUUGGAGAUUAAAAAGAGAGAUGAACAACGUCACCUAACUGACACACAGAUUCAGUUAAAUAACAAUUCUAAUGCACAAAGAAAACUCAAUAAUUCUGCUGUGUUUGCUGGUUUGGACCUUAAGGCCAAAAAUAUUGAACACAAAGUUGAUGUUCAUAACAAAAGAAGAUUGUUUAAAUUAAGAAACUAUGUGCAAGAAAAAACAGAGAAAGAAUCUGCUGAGAAUGUUGUUCUAGAGCAGAAGUUCAAAGAGAGACAACUUGAAGCUCAGAGAUACAAACAUGAGGAUGCUCUCAAGUUUUUCAGCAAAAUGGUGAACAAAGGUGAAGAGAAGGAGCAGUCAUUGUUUAGUACAGUGAGAACUGCCGAGUACAACAGGAAACAGCAGGAGCAUUCAGUUCACAGACUUCAGAACAGUCUGGCAGAACAUAAAAGAAUCAAUGCCAACAAAAUCAAGGAGGAGAUGGUCGAGAGACAGCGGAAUGAGGAAACUGCACAGCAUAAACUAUUAAAAGAAAAGUCGGAGCUAGAUAAGGUGCAUGCGUUGAGAGAAGAAAGUUACUGGAAGCUCCUCGAUCACAGAGUACGCUUAAAGGAAGACAAACUCUUGUUACAAGACUACGAGAAGGAACACCAGAGACUUCUCAAAAUAGGGCAAAAGUCAGACGUAUUGACCAUCUCAGCAAGUCCAGCAGAGGCUAGCAAACACUAGUUCUCGGCCCUGGCUAAAAGCUAGAAAUAUCUGAAGAGAGACCUCACUAUGGAAUCAACAAUUUAUGCGAAAUAAAAACAUCAGGAAAUGACUUCUCAAAAAUUAAAAAAAAAAAUUAAAACGUUAUCAUAGGGAGUGACUCUUUCUCGAUUUCAAUUAGUUCAUUAAAAAAAUCUAUUUCUACUUGCCAAAUGUGUUUUAUUAUCGGUGGAUUUAUCAUGAAUAUUAACAAAAAAACGUAGUCUGGUCUCUGUGAUUUCUUUCUCCAUGCACUGUUGGUAUUAGAUUGAUUAUCCCUACAUAAAAAAAAUGAUUUUAUUUCUACAGAAUUUUAAAGGAGGGUGCAUUUAUUAACGUCGUACUGGUGUUGUCAAAGUUCUGAAUCAAGAUAUCUAAUGAAAAGAUGACGUGUUUUUUUAUUGCAAUUCAUUCAUUAGAGUAUCUACAUUUAAUGUCAUCUAUACGUCACUCCUGAUCAAAUGCUUUCAAUGAAUUGGGCUGACAGUAUUUAUUAAUUCUAUUCGCUUACAGCAUUGUCCAUUUUUUUUUGUAAAGCAAUAAUUUAUUGUUGUUGUUGACUUCAUGAUCCAAAAGUCAAUUAUUUCACGUUUACAUUUGAUUUAGAUUUACCAUUUCAAACUUGUUUAGUCUUCUUGACAUUGCAUGGCGACCUCUGAAGUCAUGACAUUUUAGCGUGAUUUAGACCUUGUCAAGUCACGUCUGUGUCAUGUCUGCUAUCUUUUUAUCUUCUCUUAUAUGAUUCAGACGUUACUUCAAAAAAGAAGAUGAUUACGUCCUACGCGUCAUGAUCAAAUGCUAUAAUGACGUAUGUAUGUGAAAUGAGUUUGAUUUGUUCAUGUAGCUCUUACUAAUGUAUUGCUAAAUUGACAUUGUAAUUUAUAUAAAAAUAUUUGUGGGGAUUUUUUGUCGUAGCCGCAAAAUUUUUUUUCUUCUUCUCUACACUGCACGUAUAAUUUAGUAGUUCUUCACCAACUCUGCACUUCAUCUAUUAUCUACUGGCUCUACAUAAUAAUGAUUAUAUAACAGUGUGGUUCAAUAGAAGCUUUUUAUUCUACACAAUGACCUAGAAAUCUAACUGCACUUCAAAUCAAUGUACUAGUUCAGAUCUCAUCUAGGAGACUUUGGUAUUUCAGACUCAAAGUGAAACACAAUAAUCUGCUCUAUAUUUGCGCUUUGAUUUUUAAGAUCCUGCAUAGUCCUCGACACCAAAGUCAGACUGAUAGGCUCCCUGAUCAUGGCCACAUUCUUAUAUUUCUAUAUGCUUGCGAGACUUGGACUCUGACUGCAGAGCUAUAGAGGAGGGAUCCUAGCAAUGAACUUGAGAUGCUACAGAAUGAUCCUAGGUAUCACAUUUAAAAAGACCGCAUCACAAACCAAGAGAUUAGAGACAGAGUUACUGCAGCCAUUGGAUCCCACCAUGACCUGCUAACUAGUGUAAAAAAAAACGCAAACUAAAACUCUAUGGCCAUAUUACAAGGCCUUCGAGGCUCGCAAAGACCUUCCUUCAGGGAACAAAACCAGGGGAAAGAAGAAGAGACAGGCAGUUUUUAAUAGAAAGAAGUACUUUGCUCAAUAUGAAAAUAAUUUUUACUAUUUUUUUAAUAAUACUUUUUUUUUGGUUUAUAUCGAUAUUUAAUUUUGUAAAUUGUUUGUUUUAAAUUGUUUAAAAAAGACACAAGCAUGGAUCCGAUACAUGACUCACUCGCCCUUCAGAUCUGAUUGCUACACUUUGUCAUUAAAUGUUCGUAUGUAUUGAGGAAUCAAAGUUGUUGUAAAAAGCUAAUGGAUCACACUAUGUUUUGUUUGAAAAUUAAAUGUCUCCAAAGGCUUGUAUUUUUAUAAUGACAGCUCAAUUGUAAUUGUCUCAUUCACUGUGUAUAAACUGAAACUUUGCUCUCAGAUUGACGGUGUUAGGCCAGAGAUCAACUUCCAGACUCUCGAACCGUUAGAUCCAAAACGGAUGCACUGAUUGGAUUUUAAGCAAAAGCCUUCGUGUUUUGCACCUUAUAUAGGUCAGGGGCGUAUUUUUUCUACACACGGAUCCAAAAUAUUUCGGGAAAAAAUUAUCAGCUCCCCAAGAUCCCCCCUUCCAACCCCCAAAGCUUGUAGGAGGAAAUUUUGAAAGUUUUUUUAGUGCUACAUUAUAGCUAAUGUCGGCUAAAAGUGAUUUUGUUCAUAGUGACUUGACUAGAAAGCAGCCAUUCUUCAUAUACUCUGAACUAGAUUUUGACAAGUGCUAUCACUUAAUUAAGGAAAUAUACACGUUUCCUCGCGUUUGUUUCGUUCACUCUUUCUAAAACUGUUACUCAUUGUCUAGUAUUGGUGAUUGACCUGGACAUGGGCAGUGCAAGCUUGUAUGUUUAACCCUCCGUCCAAGGCUUUCUUCAAACUUUAACCUUUCCAUGACGCCAGUCCUUUAACCCUCUCGUGCAGUCUAUCAUUUGGUGGGAUUUGAUAAACCGGCCAGGUGAAACUUAACGAUCUUUGCAGACGUCGAUUUCGGUUUCCUUUUCUUUUUUUUUUUUUAAACCAGACAUCGUCUGCUGGAGAUGGCAUCUAGAAUCUACAUUGUUACUCGACCUUCGCGCCAUCUGGUGCACAGUUUACACACCACAGCCUUCGCGUGAGUGUCUUCAUUGGUCACGCCAUUUUGUUUGCCCUCGCUGUCGUGGUAACAUGUAGGAACUGACUGAUCGGCGAAGUAACUUUCCAUUUAUCGUUUGUUAAGUUGGUUUGAUUGUUUUUUCGUCCUAAACUUUUGUUUUAUUUUUAAAUGGUUUUGUUUUAAAUAUGUAGAUCCACACGUGAGACUAUAGUUUAACACGUUUUUUAAAUUGUUAUAAAAAAAAGUUAUAUUGGUAUUGUUUAUUACGGUGAAAAGUUAAAAAAAAAAUAUUUUUUAAAUCACCGACAUUAAACACGUGACGCUAUGUCUAUAAAUAGAAAAAGGGAAAGAAAACGUGGGGAGGGGAAGAAACCAUCACGAUAUCUUACUUAUUAUAUUUUAAUGAAAAUCUUUUAUCUAUCUCGACGAAUUUUAUGUGCAAAUUUGACUUUUCUUUUCUUUUUGAAUGCAGUUACUGCCAAUCUAGUUGUUUUUUUCUGACACUUUAUAAGACACAAUGAUGUAUUGAAAUGUAACUUCUGAAAUUUGUGACAUUUAUGAACAAAUCACCUUUCGAACGAUUCGUUAUUAAAAAUUAUUCCAUUUUCUUAGAUUUUAUGUAAAAAUUGGCUUCAGAUGUGUACAUUGAAAAUUAUUGUGCAAUGUACAUGUUUUUUUUUUUUUAAGAAUUGUUUCUUGUGUAUAAGCAAAUUAUUCUUAGCAAUACCUUUUUUUUUUUGUCAAUGACAGUGUACUUGCCUUCGUUAGUAGACCUACCAAUUAAAUGUGUGGUCUAUUAACAACAGUGUUGACUAUUUUUGUGUGUAAGUUUUCGUGUAUCAAAGGAGGGACUACAAAACAAAACCCCAGUCCUGUGUUGAUUGUAAAACUAGGAGAAUUCCUUCUACAUUCAACCCAGUUCAGUUAUUACACUAACAGGGCCAGACAUAUGGGCUUCCAAUUGGUGGAGGACAGGCACAGGAAUAACAAAAAAUUGCGAAAUUUUGAAAAGUUCUCAGACAUAGUAGAGUACUAUUAACUCUCUGUUUACUAGUCCAACUCUCUACUAUGGCUCUAUGUUUACUAGUGUAGUGUCACGAGUCGAGUCUGUGACCUAUUUCGACCAGUUUCUAGAAGCGAGUUCAAACCAGUGCAAGUGUCCAGCGUAAACAAGUUAAUUUUAGGUAUCCAAUCAAAGAAAGAGGUUAAGGGAAAAAAAUAGCACACGUCAGCUUCUAGAAGGUCAAAGUUACUAAAAUAAUUAGGGGACAAGUUUCCAUGAUUCUGGAAUGUACGAUUAAGAAAGGUAUAAAUUAGGGGAAAGUCAGUUAGACGGGGUCCUCGCAUAGUAGUAGUUCUUGUAGAGCGAUGGUCCUCGCUUAGUCUUCGAUUAGUAAUGAUUUGAUAGAGUUAUAAGUUUUGUGAUAUUAGCGGGUCUAUUAGCUAAAGUUUAUUAGUUGAAGUUGAAGUUAUACUAAGUGAAGUUUCAUGUAUCUUUAAGUUUUAUUUAUGAAGUAUCAAGUCAAGUUGUUAUUGAAUUGAGAAGUCAUUUUAUGCGAAAGUUGAAGAAGUAUUAUUAAAGAAGUUUUAAGAAAAUACA
Molecule: messenger RNA, 6342 nt
Organism: Biomphalaria glabrata
Lineage: Eukaryota; Metazoa; Mollusca; Gastropoda; Planorbidae
Product: meiosis-specific nuclear structural protein 1-like
Exons: 14
Coding region: 401-2116 (571 amino acids)
Source: RefSeq, a predicted model, not a curated record